Messenger RNA from Hydra vulgaris (swiftwater hydra), 942 nucleotides. Its product is annotated as NADH dehydrogenase [ubiquinone] iron-sulfur protein 3, mitochondrial. Gene Ontology annotation, molecular function: NADH dehydrogenase (ubiquinone) activity. Lineage: Eukaryota; Metazoa; Cnidaria; Hydrozoa; Anthoathecata; Hydridae. The record is from RefSeq and is a predicted model, not a curated record.
AGUAAACGAGAUCAACGAAUUUCAACUAAAUAUUUUCCGACUUACAAGUAUCCAGCUUUGCAUAAGAUGGCGUUUUCUUCUAGGUUUAUGUUCUGCGCCUCAAAAGCGUUUAGAAACCCAGUUAUAUGUUCUAACAUUGCAAAAAGAGCAAAUAAAGAUGCAUUCUUUGCAAGGCAAGCCCUGGGGAUUGCACUGCUUCAAAAGUAUAAACAAAUUCGUUUAUCAAGCACUGCUGUCUCAACACAAGAUAGUCCAACAACAACAAGGCUUAUGGAAUUUGGACAAUUUGUUUCUGACUCAAUGCCUAAGUUUGUUCAGAGCGCUGAAGUUACUGAAGGUGAUGAACUUCAGGUUCUUAUAUCUCCAGAUGGUAUAAUACCUAUUUUAACGUUUCUUCGCGAUCAUACUAAUGCACAGUUCAAACAGUUAAUGGAUAUAACAGCAGUUGAUUGGCCAUCAAAGCCAUAUCGGUUUGAGGUUGUUUACAACUUGCUAUCUGUACGUUAUAACACGCGAAUUCGAGUAAAAACAUACACAGAUGAACUUACACCACUGGAUUCUGCUUCUUCCUUAUUUCAUUCAGCAAAUUGGGCUGAAAGAGAGAUAUGGGACAUGUACGGUGUUUUUUUCUCUAACCAUCCAGAUCUACGAAGAAUACUAACUGAUUACGGGUUUGAAGGACAUCCAUUGAGAAAGGAUUUCCCUCUAUCGGGAUUUUACGAGAUUCGCUAUGAUUCCGAACUAAAACGAUUAGUACAAGAUCCUGUUGAGCUUGCACAGGAGUUUCGAAAGUUUGAGCUUCAAAGCCCUUGGGAGCAAUUUCCAAAACAUCGAAAAACGGUCGCGAAACUUGAAAGUGCAAAAAAGGAAUAACUUUUUAUAUCAAUGAAAUUUAGGACGGAAAUCUACUUAUUACUAAAUGUUUUUACGUUUUUGUAAAAA